AUGACAAAAGAAGCUUGUCAAGGACUACGAGAAGAACUCGUAUCAUGCGUCCUUCGAUCAGAUUGCGUACUGAAGAUUGGGAAAACACCUGGAGAAUGUAUAAAAGAAAGAAAUCUUCUUCCUGCUCAAUGUCAACAUCUCAUCACUUCUUUCACGGAUUGUAAGAAGGGUAUGCUCGACAUGCGCAGAAGGUUUAGAGGUAAUUACAUAUCGACAGAUACUGCUACUUCCAGUGGCGAUGGUCUCCUUGGGGUAGUUGAUAUUGCUCCAGGGGAGGAAAGAUGA
This is a messenger RNA of Tremella mesenterica DSM 1558, 285 nucleotides long. RefSeq lists its product as uncharacterized. The transcript has 3 exons. Gene Ontology annotation, cellular component: mitochondrion. The coding region runs from base 1 to 285 and encodes 94 amino acids. Gene Ontology annotation, biological process: mitochondrial respiratory chain complex IV assembly. Lineage: Eukaryota; Fungi; Basidiomycota; Tremellomycetes; Tremellales; Tremellaceae. The record is from RefSeq and is a predicted model, not a curated record.